This is a messenger RNA of Amphibalanus amphitrite, 2155 nucleotides long. Its product is annotated as transmembrane protein 45A-like. The record is from RefSeq and is a predicted model, not a curated record. Lineage: Eukaryota; Metazoa; Arthropoda; Thecostraca; Balanomorpha; Balanidae. The coding region runs from base 215 to 1048 and encodes 277 amino acids. The transcript has 5 exons.
GGGCACACGGACAGCGACGCUGUGUGGUGGCGGGCGGCCCGGGGUGCGGGAGUGUUGAGACCGAGUCAAACGCAGGGAGCUCGCGGCAACACUAUAUAACCCCACCUGUGCGCGACCAUUAGCUACAUAGGUGAAUUAGCCAGUCCCAGGCCUCUUGGAGCUUCACACUGAGCUGCCUUUGAGGUCCAGCCGCGCCUCCAGCACCGCCGCCAUCAUGGGCACGCUGAUGGGCCACGUCGUGCCGGGCUCCAUCUUCCUCAUCGGCGGACUCUGGUGGACGUUCAACAUCUGGAGCCGCUACUUCGCGGCGCUGAAGAGCCGCGGACGCUUCCGCUCCACCAUGUCCUUCCCACUGCGGCGCGGCUCGCGGGUCCCCUGGGAGAGCAUUGUCGUCAUCAUGUGCGCCAUCGCCGCCAUCGCAGGCGAGAUCGUGACGGGCUGGCGCGGGGACCGUCUGGUGGAGAUGGGUAACGGCCAGCACGCCGUCAUGUACUUCAUGUUCGCCAUCAGCAGCGCCGCAGAGGCAGCGCGCGUCACCGGCUACGAGCUGCUCCCCGGCCUGGAGUACGUCCUGGCGGUGAUGGCACUGGCCGCCGAGGCGCUGCUCUUCGCGUUCCACGGACACGGCUCCUCCGAGCUGGAGAUGCUGGUCCACCAUCUAAUGCUGUACGUCGUCCUGGCCACGGGGGCGGCAGCUGCGGCGGAGGGGAUCUGGAGGCACCGCGUGCUGCCCGCCUUGGGCAGGUGCUUCUUUUUCCUGCUGCAGGGAACCUGGUUCCUACAGGUUGGCGUCAUGCUGUACCCGCCCAGUGGGUGGCCGGGACAUUACUACGACCCCAACAGCUACAGACAGCGGAAACUGGCGACGGUGGUGUUCGUGCUGCACUGGGUCGGAGUGCUGACGACUAUCGCCGCCAUCGGCGUGUUCCUGCGCUGGAAACACGGCCUCGGCCUGCGCUCGCGAGCUCCGCGACCGAAGCACGGCGACCGGCCCCGGAACGGCACCGAUACCACCCAGCUGCUGCACUCUUCGGAUGACGAGCUAUGAACGCCGCCGGAUCCGGAGCGGCGCUAGCAGGGACAUACUCUCCAAAAAGUUCACUUAUUUCCAAACACUCAUCGGAGGCUAUGUGUUACUGAGCAAUUUUAAUCCAACCUUCCCCACUAACAAGCUUUUUGUGCGAUAAGAAUUUGAUUUUUUUUUUCUCAAAUAUGGGACGGUAUAGGAGGGGCAAAUGUCACAAAUGUCCCUUUGAAUUCACCAGUGCCUGUGAAAGAGCUUUUUGCUGAGCUUCGGUGGUUUUCAACCAUGCCACUGGUGUAAACUCUUCUCCGUGGUCUGUGUUACUUAAUGUGCCUUAAGGUGUUUUAUUGUGGACUGUAGACGGUGAUGAGAGAGAGGGAGAGAGAGAGAGAGAGAGAGAGAGAGAGAGAGAGAGAGAGAGAGAGGAGAGAGAGAGAGAGAGAGAGAGAGAGAGAGAGAGAGAGAGAGAGAGAGAAAGAAAGAGAGAGAGAGAGAGAGAGAGAGAGAGAGAGAGAGGGAGGGAGGGAGGGAGAGAGAGAGAGAGGGGGGAGUGCAUCGUACUCACCUGCAGUGUUCAAUGUUCAUGCUUUUGCACGUUGACCAUAGGCAAGAGAACAAUGGCAGGCACAGCACUUCACUCAUAUUUGUCGAUUGUUAGUCAUUGGGUAAUAGCAUUGAUUAUCGGUGUAUUCUCUGGACAGCACUUGAUACGUGUGCCUUUGGUUAGAACUGCAUGUUCACAAUUCGUAUGCACUUCAGAGUCGUUUCUUUCCGAGACUCGUCGCAGCAAACCAGCAUGGAGUCUUGUUAACGUGCAUUCAUUUGUAAUUCUGUUGUAGGACAGAGUUCAUUGAAAAAAGUUACGAUGAAUGUUGGUGCAGCUAGUUACUGUGCACAAAUAAUGAACUCGACACUCGUGAGGUCUGCUGAAUGAUGGACAUCUAGUGCGCUACGACGCUGUUUACCUACCUAAUUAUUGUAUGUACGUACAAUGCACAUUAUCCGUCAUAUGAGAUCUCACGUGAUCAUCCCUUGUGCGUUUAACUUCGCGUUUUAUGCUUAACCGAAGGCGAUUAAAGGUAGUGUGCCAGCUUUCUUGGACCGUAUGGAGUUAAUGGCCCAGAUAAGGAG